CCGGGGCCGGCAGCCAGAGCGGCACAGGCGGCGGCGGCGAUGGGGGAGCGUUGUUGUGCGGUGGUGCGGGUGCUGGUGCUGCAGGCGGCCUGGGCGCUGUCGGGCGGGCAGGUGCGGUACUCGGUGCCGGAGGAAGCCAAGGCCGGCACGGUGGUGGGCCGUCUGGCGCAGGACCUGGGCCUGGAGGCGGGCGAGGCGGAGGCGCGGCGGCUGCGGCUGGUGGCGCAGGGCCGGCGGGCGAGCGUGGAGGUGAGCGGGGCGAGCGGCGCGCUGCUGGUGAGCUCGCGGCUCGACCGGGAGGAGCUGUGCGGCAAGAGCGCGCCGUGCGCGCUGCGGCUGGAGGUGCUGGUGGAGCGGCCGCUGCGCGUCUUCCAUGUGCAGCUGGAGGUCACCGACAUCAACGACAAUGCCCCCAUCUUCCCCGCCGCCCGGAAAAACCUCAGCAUCGCGGAAUUCACCACUCUGCCGGGGUCUCGUUUCCCGCUGGAGGGCGCGUCGGAUGCGGAUAUCGGAGCGAACGCGCAGCUCUCCUAUACACUCAGCCCCAGCGAGCAUUUUACCCUGGAUGUUAAAUCCUCUGAUGAAAACAGGAAGUCUCUGUUUCUGGUGCUCGCAAAGUCGUUGGACCGCGAGACGAUUCCCGUUCACCGGUUGGUGCUGACGGCGAGUGACGGGGGCCGGCCGUCUCUGACGGGCACCAUGGAGCUGGUGAUCUCGGUGCUGGAUGCAAACGACAACGCGCCCCAGUUCAACGAGUCCGUGUAUAAAGUGCGGCUACUGGAGAGCGCUGAGGUGCGGACGCUCGUAGUGCGUGUGAAUGCCACGGAUCCGGACGAAGGCAGCAAUAAGGAGUUUUCUUACAGCAUCUUGAGUUCGAUUCCUAUCGGUAACAAAGAACUCUUUACCAUUGACACCAAGACGGGCGAGAUCAGACUGACGGGUACUUUGGACUUCGAAAAUGUUCGUUUACACGAACUGCAAAUCGAAGCGACAGAUAAAGGGACACCCCCGCUGUCAGGUCACUGCAGCGUGGAACUGGAGGUGCUGGAUGUGAACGACAACGCGCCGGAGGUGUGGGUGACGUCGCUGUCGGUGCCGGUGCCGGAGGACGCGUCGGUGGGGACGGUGGUGGCCCUGCUGAGCGUGUCGGACCGGGACUCGGGGGCGAACGGUCGCGUGCGGUGCUGGGUGUGGCCGGCGUCGCCGUUCGGUCUGGAGGCGACGUUCGCGGGCUCGUACUCGCUGGUGCUGCGCGAGGCGCUGGACCGGGAGCGGGUGUCGGAGUACGAGGUGGAGGUGCGUGCGGAGGACGGCGGGGCGCCGGCGCUGCGCGGCAGGCGCGGGCUGCGGGUGGCGGUGUCGGACGUGAACGACAACGCGCCGGCGUUCGCGCAGGCCGUGUACACGGUGCUGGCGCGGGAGAACAACGCGGCGGGCGCGGAGCUGGCGCGGCUGUGGGCGCGGGACCCGGACGAGGCGGGCAACGGGCGCGUGAGCUACUCGGUGUGGGAGGGCGGCGUGGGCGGCGGGUGGCGUCCGGCGUCGAGCUACGUGUCGGUGGACGCGGAGAGCGGGCGUCUGUGGGCGCUGCAGCCCUUGGACUACGAGGAGCUGCAGGUGCUGCAGUUCGAGGUGCGUGCGGUGGACGCGGGCGAGCCGCCGCUGUGCGGCAACGCCACGGUGCAGCUGUUCGUGCUGGACGAGAACGACAACGCGCCGGCGCUGCUGCCGCCUGCGGGCUCGGCGCCGGAGGCGGGCGGCGUGGCGGGCGAGGCGGCGGCGGCGGCGGCGGGCUCGGUGUCGGUGUCGGGCACGCUGUGGGCGUGGGCGGCGUGGGGGGCGCCGGCGGGGCAGGUGGUGGCGAAGAUCCGCGCCGUGGACGCCGACUCGGGCUACAACGCGUGGCUGCGCUACGAGCUGUGGGAGCCGCGGGGCAAGGGCCCGUUCCGCGUGGGGCUCUACAGCGGCGAGGUGAGCACGGCGCGGGCGCUGGAGGAGGCGGACGGCCCUCGCCAGCGGCUGCUGAUCGUGGUGCGCGACCACGGCGAGCCGGCGCGCUCGGCCACGGCCACGCUCAGCGUGUCGCUGGUGGAGGCCGCCGAGGCGGCGCUGGCCGCGGCCGCGGGAUCGUCGUCGUCGUCGUCGCGGUCGGCGGCGGGCGCGGAGAUGGGCGCUGGUGCGGCGAGUGCGGCGACGAACGUGUGGCUGGUGGUGGCCAUCUGCGCGGUGUCGAGCCUGUUCCUGCUGGCCGUGGUGCUGUACGGGGCGUCGCGCUGGGCGCCGCGGGCGGCCGUGCUGUCGGGGCCCGGGCCCACGACGCUCGUGUGCGCCAGCGAAGUGGGCAGCUGGUCGUACUCGCAGCGCCACAGCCGGAGCCUGUGCGUGGCGGACGGCGCGGGCAAGAGCGACCUCAUGGUUUUCAGCCCCAACUUCCCUCCGCCGCCGCCCGGCCCCGCGGCCAAGGACACGCAGCCGGAGCCCUCCGCUCUCCUGGACACGGUCAGUGGCUCUUCCUUUCUCGGUCUGCCCCUUCUGAUCCUCCCCUGGGCAGUUGCUGUUUAAAACCGGGCUCCGCCCUCGCGGUGCGGGGGCGGUCCGUGCUUCGUGUCCCUUUACCCUUUGACUGCUGGUUGCAUUAUUCCUCAUUUUCAUGGUCUUUAAUGGUCACCGCUGACGAUUUUUUAUGUCAGUGUUAUCUUCUCUCUUCUUACUGUAUUAAGGACGGGAGCUCUACAAAAUACUUGUAUCUUGGUGCACUCUGUAUUUCUGGAAAGUUGAAUGGAAUAUUUUUGUCUUGCAGCA
Corvus hawaiiensis (hawaiian crow) is the source of this 2802-nucleotide messenger RNA. RefSeq names its product protocadherin alpha-3-like. Bases 40 to 2562 code for a protein of 840 amino acids. Lineage: Eukaryota; Metazoa; Chordata; Aves; Passeriformes; Corvidae. Gene Ontology annotation, molecular function: calcium ion binding. Gene Ontology annotation, biological process: homophilic cell-cell adhesion. The transcript has a single exon. Gene Ontology annotation, cellular component: plasma membrane. The record is from RefSeq and is a predicted model, not a curated record.